UCAGUAUCGCACAAACAACACUAACGGAAACAUCAACGUGCAAAGCAAAGACGGACAGACGCUUUCUGUCUCGACUGGUCCCACUGUGCGUCUGCCUGCGAUUGUCUAAUUGAAACAUAUUUGAGCGAAAGAGUUGAAAAUAAAUAGAAAAUCAGCGCCCAAAUGCGGCUACGUGAUAUGUGCAUACAACAACAACAGCAACAGUAGCAGCAGCAGCAGCAGCAGCAGCAGCAGCAGCAACAGCAGCAGCAGCAGCAGCAGCUCCAUGUUGCAGUUGCCAUAGCUACAUAUAUAGCACGCAAAAUCUGUUCUAUCAGCUUACACAUGCUCAUGCUUCAGUGGCAAUAUGUACGAGCAGCAGCUACAGCAGCAACAGCAACAACAACAGCAGCAGCAGCAGCAGCAGCAGCAGCAGGAACAACAACAUUUGUGACAGCCGCGUGCCAAAAAUUGCCGAUUUUAACAAGCGAAUUGCAACAGCGACAGCAGCGACAACUAUUGCUAACUAAAGCAACAACAACGACAACAACAGCAACAACAAUAACAGCAGCAGCAACAACAACGAACAUUGCAACCAGGCGCCACAAACUAACCAAAUGUCAAUUCAAAAGCUAAACGAGAACGCCAACUCGGGCUAUGUUAGCUCCGAGGAGACGGACUCGCUGCUUGUAUCGAACCCAACGAAGGGCGGGCGAACCGCAUUGCUGCGGCAGGUGAAGAGCAGCUCGGCAAAUGGACCAACAUCGAACAAUAUGGCUUCCACGUCCGGUGGCAAACCGACGCUGAUGCGUCAGGAUCGGACAUCAACAUAUCUGACAAGUCCGCAGCAGUCGCAGCAUAUCCGCAUGGGCUCCGAGGAGAGUAUGCGCGGCGGGAUUGGUGUUGGGCACAACGAUGAGGAUAUUGAGCAGGGGCUGCGUGCCGCCAUUGUGCCUGACAUUGAAGUACACGAAGAGGACCAAGAACUAACACAAAACACAUCAACAACAACAACAAUAUCGGCAUCGGCCAGCUUGGCUGGCGGUGCUCUGACCAAGCAGCAACAGCCGCACCAGCAGGAACAGCAGAUCCAGCAGCAGCAGCAGCAGCAGCAGCAACAGAAACCGACCAUAUCAAUUAUGAAUUUAAGCCUGAAACCGCACGACGGCACGGGAUCGGGAACGGGUACGGGAAUGGGAACGGGAACGGGCACCGGCUCGAGUCAUCCCAAUUUGGGCACAUCAUCAUAUCAGAAUCUAUCAUCCAGCAUACCGCCAAGUGCGCCCAGUCGUUGUCGAGCCUGCCGCAAUUGCAGUCGACGGGCAUCGACGACGCCGAUCUCGACGGGCGGCCAGAUCGAUCGAUCUGCCUCGCGGGACAGUGUGAAAAGUGCCUUCCAACAGGGUAACCUGACCAGCUCGAUGGCCAUAUGCAUAUCAAACUCAGCCCUCCAACAGCAGCAGCAUCAGCAGCUGCAGCACCAGCUGCUGCAGCAGCAUCAGCAUCCGCAUCACCAGCAGCUGCAUCAGCAACAAUUGCAGCUGCAUCAGCAACAAUUGCAGCUGCAUCAUUAUCAACAGACACAGGUGCCGCCAGUGUUAAUCACAUCAUCGCCGACAAACGGUUCGCGAAUCAUCAGGCAGAGCUCACAGCCGGAGUCAAGCACCACGGCCAUUUGCUGUGGCUCGCACAGCUCCUGCGGCCACUCCCACACGGUACCGAAUGUGUCCCUCAAGCAGCUGCGGGAAAGCACCACAGAUGGCAUUGCGGGCAUUGCCGCCGAUUCCCUGAGGAUCAAUGGCGGCAUGCGUCCAUUCAAACAGGGCGUUCUUCUAAUGCCUCGCACAUUGUCCGAAAGCCGAAAGUUGCGACUUAGAAGGGCCUUCACAGAGGCCACUAACGAAACGCUACAAUGCUCCAAAAUGCUCCGCAAGCCAGCGUCGACACUUUCAAUUCCUGGCUCGAUGAAAACACCUUCCAUUGCGAACCGGGAACAGAUCUCAUCUGGAUGCAACGAAGAAGCGGCCGAGGCACUUGUGGGUAUCCACUCAGACUACCCUAGGUAUGAAAUGUAUAUGGAAGAACGUGCGCUUACUGGCGGCAAUACGUCCAGGAAGCCAUCAACCAACUCGGCCAAACACAAACCCAAUGUGGGCUAUCGCCUGGGCAAGAGAAAAGCUUUAUUCGAGAAGCGUAAACGCAUUAGCGACUAUGCCCUUGUCAUGGGCAUGUUCGGGAUCAUCGUGAUGGUGAUUGAAAACGAACUGAGCAGUGCCGGCGUCUACACAAAGGCAUCGUUUUACUCGACAGCGUUAAAAACCUUAAUAUCUGUUUCGACUGUGAUUCUCUUAGGACUUAUAGUAGCUUACCAUGCUUUGGAAGUGCAGGUGAGAUUAUUCAUGAUAGAUAACUGCGCUGACGAUUGGAGGAUCGCAAUGACAUGGCAACGAAUUAGUCAAAUAGGUUUAGAACUUUUUAUAUGCGCUAUACAUCCAAUUCCUGGUGAAUACUAUUUCCAGUGGACGACGAAAUUGGCCAAUAAAAAUAAAACAAUUGGCACUGAAAUGGUGCCAUACGACGUAGCUUUAUCAUUACCUAUGUUCCUUCGAUUAUAUUUAAUCUGCCGCGUUAUGCUGCUUCAUUCAAAGCUAUUCACAGACGCAUCAUCACGGAGCAUCGGCGCUCUCAAUAGGAUUAAUUUUAACACAAGAUUUGUUUUGAAAACACUAAUGACAAUAUGCCCGGGAACGGUUCUAUUGGUCUUUAUGGUCUCGCUGUGGAUCAUCGCAUCCUGGACGCUGCGGCAAUGCGAAAGAUUUCAUGAUGAAGAGCAUGCGAAUCUUUUAAAUGCAAUGUGGCUGAUAGCGAUAACAUUUUUGAGUGUUGGUUUCGGUGAUAUUGUUCCGAAUACGUACUGUGGACGUGGUAUCGCUGUCAGUACAGGAAUAAUGGGUGCUGGCUGUACAGCGCUACUUGUGGCUGUGGUAUCCCGCAAGCUGGAGCUGACCCGUGCCGAGAAGCAUGUGCACAACUUCAUGAUGGACACGCAGUUAACAAAAAGGCUGAAAAAUGCUGCGGCGAAUGUUCUUCGUGAAACUUGGCUCAUUUACAAACAUACAAGACUAGUAAAACGGGUUAAUCCCGGCCGUGUAAGAACCCACCAAAGAAAGUUCCUUCUAGCUAUAUAUGCGUUGCGAAAAGUUAAAAUGGAUCAACGCAAACUAAUGGAUAAUGCAAACACAAUAACUGAUAUGGCCAAGACACAAAAUACGGUCUAUGAAAUAAUAUCGGAAAUGUCCAGCCGUCAGGAUGCCAUCGAGGAGCGUCUAACAAACCUAGAGGAUAAAAUGCAGAGUCUACAAGAGCACAUGGAAAGCCUUCCAGAUCUAUUAUCGCGCUGCCUGACACAGCAUCAGGAGCGCAUCGAGCAACGACGCAACUUUCUACAUCCGGAUACAGCCGCCGCUGCCGUACCGCCCAUACAACCGGCCACGCCCCAAUCCAUGUUCAAUGCGGCGCCCAUGCUGUUCCCCCAUUCUAGAAGUGUACCCUCAUCCAAUAACGCCGCUGCUACUUACCAUUGGCCAACAAGCCCUAUUUUGCCACCUAUAUCUAGUAGAACACCACAUUUAGUGCCUGAUACUCACAUGCCAUCAAAUGGAUCUGCAGUUAAUAGCUACGCAUCUUCCAACAAAUACGGCAGCUGAAUAUCCGAAAGAGAGCGCUCCAACUCCGUGAUUAACAUCGAGAUGCAUAUAUUAAAACCAGCUAGAGCAACUACGUCAACAAUAUCAUCCACAUCAACAACAACAUUUACGUCAAUACCAAUGCCCAUGUCAAAGUCCAUGUCACCAACUCUGAUGGAGACAGCGCUAAGGCAGCGUCUGCAUUCGCCAUCGUUGUCCGUCGAACCGGAACAGCUCUUCGAACUGAGCCAUUAUCAACAGACAUAUUCGCAUUCACAGCAGCAUUCGUAUCCGCAUCAGCGCACCCUGGAGAACAUCAGCAUACCAGCCAUACCGGAGGAUGUCGAAACCAUGACCAAUGCGAAUAGCAAAGGUUCACCCGAUCCAAGUGCGCAGCUGCAGCCCAUUCAGGCGGGCAACGCUGGCAUCUCCAUAGAGAUGGCAGCGGACAUAUCGAUAGCGCAACCGAUAACAACACAAAUCGAUAGCGAUGCCAGAACGAAUGCAACGAUGACGACGACGACGACGACGACGAAUGUCACAUCGAUUGCCACAAAGAUCACUGAGAAUAAGUUUACUAGGAAAAGAGAACGUGUAUGCAAUAAUAGUAGUAAUAGUAAUAAUAAUACAAAUAAUAGUAAUAUUAGUAAUUCUACAAGUCGAAUUUCGAACUCGGCCUUUUGUAAAUAAGCCUCUUCGAAAUUAGAGAAACAAAAGUCAAACGUUAGCAUAUA
Drosophila virilis is the source of this 4399-nucleotide messenger RNA. It is a transcript of the gene SK, whose product is annotated as small conductance calcium-activated potassium channel. Gene Ontology annotation, molecular function: calmodulin binding; small conductance calcium-activated potassium channel activity. Gene Ontology annotation, cellular component: neuronal cell body; neuron projection; plasma membrane. Lineage: Eukaryota; Metazoa; Arthropoda; Insecta; Diptera; Drosophilidae. Gene Ontology annotation, biological process: potassium ion transmembrane transport. The record is from RefSeq and is a predicted model, not a curated record.